Messenger RNA from Rhincodon typus (whale shark), 855 nucleotides. Its product is annotated as prostaglandin reductase-3. Gene Ontology annotation, cellular component: mitochondrion. Lineage: Eukaryota; Metazoa; Chordata; Chondrichthyes; Orectolobiformes; Rhincodontidae. The record is from RefSeq and is a predicted model, not a curated record. Gene Ontology annotation, molecular function: oxidoreductase activity.
AUGGUUUACCGUUUGUUCAAAAUCCCUACAAAGGCAAAUCGACCCUUUGGACUUCACAAUUGGUACGACCAGUGCUGUCCAUUUCACAAACUGGACUGGUUUGAUGAUUCCUUCGCUUUACAGCCUCUUUAUUUCUGCCUCUACUUUGGCAAAUAUGUCAACAUCACUACAUUAGACAUCAACUUUAGUACUGGCUAAUACAACUCCCCUCAACCUCUAUUUAACAUUAGCUUUGAAGGGAUUGUAGAAGUAGUCAUUCUGGAUUCAAGUUAGUAUGGUGUUGGUCAACUUGUGGCCUAUAUGGAAAAGGAGGUGCUUUUGGUGAAUACAAAGAAAGCAAUCCUGGUGCAAUCUGUCAAGCCGCAGUUCCUUACACUGCUCAUCAGUGGUGCUACGGCCUGCAAUAGUCUCCAGGACUGUGAGAAUUCUCUGAGGGCCAGAAAAGGUUUUGGUAAUGGCAGCCAAGUAGACAAGGUUCAUGAAUCAGUCGGCAUCUUCAAACUGACUAUGAACCAACUGGCAGUCAAAGGAUGUCUUCUCAUCAUUGGAUUAGUUUUGUCUAAUCAGAGCUCCCUUAAAUCAGCAAGUCCAAGUGUAGGCAAACAGCCACUCCAGACAUCCACUGGUGUCUGUGGCCUCUCUCCAGCCUAUCAUUGUUCACACCAUCAAGCUUGUUUGAGGCUUUUGUUGGGCUUAUAUGAAAAAGGUGAACUAGUGUGUCAGAUCGAUCCAGGAGAUCAGACUCCCAAGGGUAGAUUUUUAGGCUUAGAAUCCAUUUACAGAACUGCUGACUACCUUUAGAACAUUGGAAAGAUUGUGACUGAGCUAUCUCACUGAGUGAGCGCAAAGCUGUAA